This is a messenger RNA of Otolemur garnettii (small-eared galago), 329 nucleotides long. RefSeq names its product galectin 7 (gene LGALS7). The transcript is spliced from 4 exons. Bases 1 to 270 code for a protein of 89 amino acids. The record is from RefSeq and is a predicted model, not a curated record. Gene Ontology annotation, molecular function: carbohydrate binding. Lineage: Eukaryota; Metazoa; Chordata; Mammalia; Primates; Galagidae.
AUGUCGAACAUCCCCCACAAGACCACGCUGCCCGAGGGCAUUCGCCCAGGUACUGUGCUCAGAAUUCGAGGUUUCGUCCCUGACCAGGCUGGCAGCCCCUUCCAGCGGGGACAACCUUUCGAGGUGCUGCUCAUCGCCACCGAAGAUGGCUUCAAGGCGGUGAUCGGGGACGCGCAGUACCACCACUUCCGCCACCGGCUGCCACUGGCGCGCGUGCGCCUGGUGGAGGUGGGCGGGGACGUGAAGCUGGAGUCUCUGAAGAUCUUCUGAGAGGCUGCCUGGUGCCCGAGAGCUGGUUGGGGGGGUCUUGAAUAAAUCGUCAGUGUGUA